AUGGACCCCACCACCCUCCUUAUCACCUACUCCUCCAACCAAAACCGCCUCCUCCAAGAACCACCACAGCCACUCCAUGCUACUGCCGUCAGUGACUCCUCCACCUCCGCCACCGAUUCCAUCUCCGCCAUGUUUGAGCCGGACGAGCUCUUGAGCUUCAUCAGCGAUGCCCCUUUGCUUGACACUGAGUUGGACUGGCUCGCUGAUGUGGCUUUGACGUUCUUGCAUAGGUCAAAUCACAAUGGAGAUGCCGAUAUGGCGCUGUUGUUCAACUUCUCAGGUAAUGCGCCAUCACUAGUGCUUGCUGUAGAGGAGCUGUUGGCACUUUACUUGUGCGUGACAUCACUAGUACGUGCGACUUUUGAGAACGUUGGAAGGUGGCUGAGGCAGUUGUUGAGGGAUUACACUGACCCCAACAUCGUGGUAAUGCUCAUUGGCAACAAGUCCGAUCUCCGCCACCUCGUGGCAAUCCCACUAGAAGACGGGAAGUCAUUCUCCAAGAAUGUGUCCCUCUAUUUCAUGGACUUCUGCAUUGGACGCAACCAAUGUGGAAGCAGCUUUUGCUGA
Molecule: messenger RNA, 567 nt
Organism: Eucalyptus grandis
Lineage: Eukaryota; Viridiplantae; Streptophyta; Magnoliopsida; Myrtales; Myrtaceae
Product: ras-related protein RABA6a-like
Exons: 2
Coding region: 1-567 (188 amino acids)
Cellular component (GO): endosome
Molecular function (GO): GTP binding; GTPase activity
Source: RefSeq, a predicted model, not a curated record